Molecule: messenger RNA, 555 nt
Organism: Fomitopsis serialis
Lineage: Eukaryota; Fungi; Basidiomycota; Agaricomycetes; Polyporales; Fomitopsidaceae
Exons: 2
Biological process (GO): proteolysis
Molecular function (GO): cysteine-type endopeptidase activity
Source: RefSeq, a predicted model, not a curated record
AUGGAGCUGCCAGUGUUCGAUUCGGGUUCGUCCUUCGCGGCAGGGCAGAAGGCUGAUGCCCGCGAUGACAACCCGAUCCGCCACAAGCAUGUCUGGGCGAUCGUUGUGGGCAUCGACGACUACGCCCAUCCAGAGGCUGUCACUCUCCGCGGCGCUGCCGACGAUAGCGAUAAUUUUCACCAGUUCCUCACGAACACCUUGGAUGUUCCCUCCGGCCACGUCGUCAGGCUAAAUGACAAGGAGGCGACGCGCACCCGGAUCCUCGGUGAAUUCUUCAGCCACCUCAUUCACAAUCCCGCCAUCGAGCGCGGUGACAUGAUUGUGUUCUUCUACGCCGGCCACGGCGAUUGCAAGAACGCGCCUGCCAGCUGGAACGCGGGAGGUCAGUUCAGCACCAUGGCGGAGCUGAUCUGUCCGCAUGAUCAGGGCAUGCAAGACCAGGAAGGCAAGACCAUUUUCGGCAUACCGUCCAGGACGUUUGGAGCGCUGAUGCGCCAGCUGGCUCAUGUGAAAGGCGAUAAUAUACUGGCCGUCUUCGACUGUUACCAUCCUGGA